Molecule: messenger RNA, 6360 nt
Organism: Teleopsis dalmanni
Lineage: Eukaryota; Metazoa; Arthropoda; Insecta; Diptera; Diopsidae
Exons: 5
Coding region: 66-5819 (1917 amino acids)
Source: RefSeq, a predicted model, not a curated record
UUCGCCAAUUAUGUCAUUACCUUAAUUAAAUUGAAAAUAAUUAAGCGACAAAUAAUUUCACCAAAAUGAUUAAAUUUCGUUAUAAGCGUAAAGAUCCCACAAAUGUGGUUCCUGCCACAACUACAGAAACAACAAAUACAACAGCUAAUACCGCUGCAGCCACAACGAAACUAAAAACCAAAUCAAAUACCUUGCCGACAACGACGAUAGCAACAACAACAACAUCUCCGAGUAACAACAGGGAUUUCAGUAGUGCAACCAAAGAAAACUUUAAACCCCUAAACGCAAACAUCAAUGGUGUUAGCAAUUUCUAUGCAACAUCACCGCCACGUUCUCAAACCUCCACACCCAUAAAUAUUAUUAGCUCGGCGCCACAGAAACUCCAACAUCCGCAACUUUGUCAAUUGAUAAGCAAUAAUGGCACUUUGCCACGCAGCAGCCCAAAGAAAACCAUUGAAGCAUACGAUGGUCACAACAAAUCGGCCACAUUGACACGCCAAUCAAACAGUAGCCGCAAAGUGAGUGCACUGGCCAAAGUAGCCUCCACGGCUGAGUUGGUUGGCAUAGGCUAUACCAAUAUCAACACAUCGGCAGUUGGUAAUGGUUUGCCUGCGGAAGUGUUAGCGGAACGUGAUAGAUGUAUCAGUGCUGUGAUUGAACUUUUUCAACAAUUGCAAACUAGUUCAGAGCCUGCGUUGUGCCCUGAACCUUUGCGACGCGCCUUGGCAAGUGGUCCAUUAGCUGGUCGACGUUUUCCCUUAGGAUGCUUGGGUGAUGCAGCUGAAUGCUUUGAGCUAUUACUACAUCGCGUCCAUUCACACAUUUCCGAUAGCGAUGGCGAUGCUUGUGAGUCCCAAGCCUGCAUUGCUCACAGACGCUUUGCUAUGCGCGUUAUUGAGCAAAGCGUUUGCAAAUGUGGUGCCAAUUCUGAGCAACUGCCAUUUACACAGAUGGUGCAUUAUGUCUCCGCAUCGGCACUGACCUCACAAAAUAGUUUAGCUAUGCAAAAUCAUCAGCAAUUAACUUUUGGUCAAUUAUUACGCGCGGCAGGCAAUAUGGGUGACAUCAGAGAUUGUCCGAGUGCUUGUGGCGCUAAAAUUGGUAUAUGUCGCGCCUUACUUAAUCGGCCAGACGUUGUUUCCAUUGGCAUCGUUUGGGACUCAGAAAGACCAGCAGCAGAGCAAGUACAUGCCGUACUUAAAGCAAUAGGCACAAAUUUACGCCUUUCUGACGUUUUUCAUCAAGUGUCAGAACAGCGCUGGGCUCAUGGAGUGCAACAUGAGCUCGUUGGUAUUGUUUCCUACUAUGGGAAACAUUACACGACUUUCUUCUUUCAUACUAAGCUCAAAGUUUGGGUUUAUUUCGAUGAUGCCAACGUAAAAGAGGUUGGUCCAAACUGGGAAGGAGUAGUUGACAAAUGCAGUCGUGGUCGUUAUCAACCGUUGUUGCUUUUGUAUGCUGUUCCUCAACCAGCAACGGCGCCACAAAUAGCUCAACAAUACUUACAGGAGUUGAGUGCACAAUCCACAGUUGUACGUCGUGCAAUUACACCAAGUCCGGAAAAGCCCAAUAUGGGUAACACACGUCGUGCUAUUACGCCUACACCAUUACGUUCGCCCAAUGACUAUCAGAACCUAAGUGUUAUACAAAAGAAUAUAUUUUCUACCGCACAGAAUAAAGGCAAUGAUGAGACUGACGCUUACAUAAGUCGUAAAACUGUUGAACAUGUAUUGCAUGCACAAUACCAGAAUCUCAACGUCAUACAGGACAAAAUUUUUGCUAAUGGUACAGCCAUUGAUGAGAAAGAUGGCGCUUAUCUUAAUCGCAAGCCCAUUGAAAAUGUACUUAACGCACAGCUCGCACGUAAGCAGCAUUUGCAAUUACAGCGCAGCCACAGUGCUGAAUCGGGACAUAUAAGCGGUUCCUCAAAUGGUUCAUCACCACCAAGUGAUGGUCUUACCAUGCCAGAUCAUCUUAAUCAGCCACGUCGUCGUGAUUCUGGUAAUUGGUCCGGUGAUCGCAACAGUGCCAGCUCUGCUUCAUCGACUACUUUGGAUAAUCCCUAUUUAUAUAUGGUAGGCAAACGUGGUCCACCUGCUGUACCACCAAGUCCAACACGUAAUGGUCUACCAUAUGAUCCGGGUUAUGAUUCAUUUUCAUUGAGCUCCACUGAUUCAUAUCCACCUAAACAUCCACUCAAUCCACAAUUGGCAAAAAUACCAGAAACCACCUCAGUUGUGCUUUCCGGCGAUUGUGAAAAGUUGUGUCAUGAAGCCGAUCAACUGCUCGAGAAAUCACGUAUAGUUGAAGAAUCACAUGAUCUUGAAACUGCUUUAGUUCUCUGCAAUGCCGCAGCUGGACGUGCACGUGCAGCAAUGGAUGCACCAUAUAGCAAUCCCCACACUAUGACUUUUGCGCGCAUGAAACACAACACUUGCGUUAUGCGAGCACGUAGUUUGCACCGUCGCAUUUUGGUCGAAAAAGGCGCUGAUAUGGAUGUGAUGUUGCCUGAAACGAAGCACACACGCGAAGGUAGCAACAGCAGCGUUAAACACGUUCGUCAAAAUAGUAAAGAUAAAACUUUGGAUAAACCUACUCCAAUGGCGGUACCAGUCACAAAUAACAAUAAAAGCAUUGAGAUCUAUGCCACAUUGCCGAAGAAGAAAAGUCCUCUUAAAACGCUAGCUACAUCAAUUGGAAAUGAUGAGAACGCCAUUGAGUACGAAAGUUCGCAGCCUAUCAAACAAGAACGUGAAGGACGAUCUCUAUUUGGACGCAGUAAUAAGCAAGAAAAGGAUAAGCGCAGUCGCAGCGAGGACCGUAAUAAACUGACGCGUGAGUUCUCAUUAACUGAAACAUUGUUGGUCAAUGCAAAAGAUACACUCAAAAAGCACAAAGAAGAUAAAGAUGAAAAGAAAGAGAAAGAUAAAAAUGGCAAGAAACAACAUAAAAUCAGACGUAAGUUAUUAAUGGGUGGUCUUAUACGACGCAAGAAUCGUUCCAUGCCAGAUUUGACAGAAGCUGGUGAUGAACCCGCAACCCAACCCGCUGUAAAUGUGCCAAUUAACACAUCUGUAGAUGACAGCACCGUUGGUUUGAAUGGCAAGAAUGCUAUGAGUGGUUAUAUAUCCGAAGGCCAUUUUGACUAUCGCGAAGCAAAUAAUGCAAAUCCGAAUUUAGAACGCAGUAAACUUAUGCGUAAAAGUUUCCAUGGCAGUGGAAGACAAUUAACAGUUGUUGCUAAAGUAGCUCCACCACCACCAAUGCGUGUAGGCUCCACCUUAACUCAACAACAACUGCAGCAACAAAUGUUACAAGAAGCUGCUAUGAUACAAUAUCAUCAUGAAGCCAAUCUCUCAAAUAUAUCAACAAUGAGUUCAAAUACAUCCAUCAGCGAUGAUUCUUGUCAAACUAUUAUCACUACAUGCGCACAAGUACACUCUGAACAGAGUCCUCUUAAGGAUAGUUCAUAUAAUAGCACACAAUAUCAGCAACGAAAUGGUUAUGUUGAUCGUGGUGUAGAUGAAGUUGAUGGUGGACGCAUUAACAUAAGCGCUGGUCAUCCUGUAACCCAAGAUGUACCAUUAGAAUUGCCUCCUUAUCCGAGUCCACCACAAUCCACUUGCCAUUCACGUCAAGCUAGUGAAGACUUCCCGCCUCCACCACCUGAAAUUGAUCUUGAACCGCUCAAUCAGCAAAUCAAUCAAAUACAUGCACUUGAAGCCAACAAGCAGCAACGCCAUUUCGAAGCAAUGGAGGGCACAACAAGUAUUCUGGCUCAACUGCAACAACGCCAGCACUUGCUGAAGAUGCGUAAGGAACAAGCCACACCUACACAUGAGAGUGCUUGGCUGAAAGAAUUACAAACAAAGCAAACUGAUCUCAGAAAUAUGUCACAACGCAAGCCAGAAUCGCCUGUCCCAGCUACUCAAACAUCUAACAGUGUACGCGAUUUGGCUCAUCGUUUUGAGCAGACUAAACUAAUAACGGAGCCACAAGCAAUGCGUUCUUAUGCCUCACAGGAAUUGCUUAACAGCAAACUACCACAAAUACGCACUCAAAUGAAUGGUUUGCCCAGUGCUAAUGGUAUAAUAGCAGCACAACCGAAAAUAGAAGUUGAUGAAGUGGAUUGUGCACCACAACGUAUCCAACGCCUGCCACCUCAUCAAGUGUUACCAAAACCUAAAUACGAUGUGACGCAAACACAAAUAGCUGAGGAAAUACGAGAAGUGGAAAUGCUGAAUACAAUGGUUCAGCAAACUCUAAACAACUCCGCAUCACAAAAUAAUGGCCCUGCGCCAAAUCCAACUCAACCGAAGCGUGUCAAAAAGAAAAGCGUUUCAUUCUGCGAUCAAGUAAUUUUGGUGGCGACCGCAGAUAAUGAAGAAGAUGAUGACUUCAUACCAAAUCCAAUUUUGGAGCGCGUUCUGCGCACAGCACAAAAUCCAAACGAUAAAAUAACAGCGCAGCUCAUACAACAACAACAACAAAGUAUGCUGCGUUUACAAAGUGAAGCACAGCCACGAGUAGUACAGCAACAGCAACAGCAAUCGCAACAACAAAGUCAACAGCAACAAAUACAGCUGGCCCAGCAAUCACCAAUGUUAGGCGGUGACAGAAGACCGAUUGUUAACUUGCAAGCACAAGACAUGCAGCGUUAUGUGCAACUCCAACGACCACAGAUGGAAGCAAUAAGACAACAACAGCUACAACAGCAACAGCAACAGCUACAACAGCAACAACAGCUACAACAGCAACAACAGCAACAACCACCAAGUGCUGUACAACACAUGCCAACUGGACAGGUUUACACUCCAAUGCAAGACAUUUACCGCAUGCAACAACAACAACAACAGCUUGUUGCAAGUGGCCAAAUGUCAAAUAAUUUAACACAUAUUGCACAUACUAACACAACAACAUCACCAGCAACUUUACAACAGCAGCAGCAGCAACAACAACAGCUAAUGCAGUUUGAACAACAUAACAUACCGCUGACGUCAACAGCACGUACAAGUAUGAGCGGCAUCGCUAAUGUUGCGCCUACGCAACAUCUGCAGAUGUUGGCAAAUCAAGUUGGUCAACAGCAGCAGCAGCAACAGCAACAACAACAACAACCGCAAGUACCACACUUAGAUGGACAGAACAGCUAUGUAAGCAUGGCUGCACAACGUGCACAACAACUUCAACAACAACAACAACAGCAAUUACCACAAAGCUAUUCUGUUCAGUUACAAAAGCAUCAACAACAAUUACAGCAACAACAGCAGCAACAACAACAACAAAAUAAUGUCGCACCAUUUUAUCAUAGCAUGGAUACAACACCACUUCCUUCACCUUAUCAGCGUGUGCCAUUACCUCAUGGUUAUCCAGUUAAUGAGCAAUUUAGUACUAAUUCCAAACCGCCUUUAGCCUAUCCACCUCCAAUCCAUCAAAAUCCUAAUCAACCUUCACCUUACUUCCCGCUACCACAGAACUCUGCUGCCGUACCACAUCCACUACCACAGCUUAACAAAGCUCCACAUCAGAAAAAAGUCAGCUUUGAGCCAGGAACCAAAGGAGAGACUGAUAUACCCAUCUCAGCAGCUACCUUGCCACCCAAACCUGCCAAUUUCACGGUAGCACAACAGAAUGGACUACCCGCUACGGACAGUAGUGUCAAUGUUACUGCCAUACCCACGCGUGUUUACAACAAUGCCAUCGUUAAGGCCUCCGCAAAAGCAGUGGAAUGCAAUCUAUGCCGAAAACGCCAUGUCAUCGCACCCGCCGUUUAUUGCACUAACUGUGAAUAUUAUUUACAGAUGUUAAGCAAUCGCAGAUAGAAGCAGUAGAGACGAAGGUCCUAGACAGACGGAAAACUACAUUGUGACAAUAAAUAUUGAUUUCAUUAGUGCUAAGAUUGUUUAUAAGUUUAAGUUUAUUUAAUUUUUAAAAUAAUUUUAGUACUUAAAUUCAUAUGAUGAUGCCCCACGACUAUGUACAUAAGACUUGUACAUAUGUAGGUACAUAUUUUAUAUACUUAUUUACGUUUCGAGCAGGUAAGUAUAUGCUUAUUUUUAACGAUAUAUUGUGAUAUUAUUUUACAAUAUGACAUGAGACUAAUUCUCCAACUAUACGAAUCUGAAACAUAUCAUUAAUAUUCACAUCAGAGCGAAAUAGUUGAUUUAUGGUUCUACAUAGAAUGCAACUAUUAACAUAGAGAGCAGUAAUGAUUAGAGUAGCUUGACGAUAUUGCUAUCCUUUUCAUAUAAGCACAUUUGCAUUAUUUUAUGCUUAAUAAUAAUAUUUACCAGCGCAUGUGAACUCUAAUAAAAGCUUCCAUUUGAAAACUUUAACUAAUUUUAAAUUCAUAUACUAAUUUUA